This is a messenger RNA of Eutrema salsugineum, 1171 nucleotides long. RefSeq names its product geranylgeranyl pyrophosphate synthase 3, chloroplastic. Gene Ontology annotation, molecular function: geranylgeranyl diphosphate synthase activity. Lineage: Eukaryota; Viridiplantae; Streptophyta; Magnoliopsida; Brassicales; Brassicaceae. Gene Ontology annotation, biological process: isoprenoid biosynthetic process. The record is from RefSeq and is a predicted model, not a curated record. The coding region runs from base 1 to 1065 and encodes 354 amino acids. The transcript is spliced from 2 exons.
AUGGCUUAUGUUCAUCUCAGCUCAUCCUCCCUCGUCAUCCAAUCCAAAGGAAGAAGAUUCAACUCCAUAUCUUCCGUCAAGAAGAGUCUGCAGAAACGCAGUGUUUUGUCUCUCUCUUCUGCUCUCACCUCACGAGGCAGAGACAUGAUUCCACCAGAGGCAAGCUCUGCCUUUGACUUCAAGACCUAUAUGAACCGUAAAGCCGAAUCUGUAAACGCGGCUCUCAACGUUUCCGUACCUCUUCUGAAACCCCUCACGAUCCAAGAAGGGGUGCGGUACUCAUUGUUAGCGGGCGGAAAACGUGUGAGGCCUCUUCUGUGCAUUGCUGCCUGCGAGCUCGUUGGCGGUGACGAGGCUACUGCCAUGUCAGCCGCUUGCGCGGUCGAGAUGAUCCACACGAGCUCUCUUAUUCAUGACGACCUUCCCUGUAUGGACAACGCCGACCUCCGUAGAGGCAAGCCCACCAACCACAAGGUGUUUGGAGAAGACAUGGCAGUUUUGGCGGGUGAUGCACUCCUUGCUUUGGCGUUUGAGCAUAUGACGAUCGUGUCAAGUGGGUUGGUCGCUCCCGAGAGGACAGUGCGCGCGGUAAUUGAGCUGGCCAAGGCCAUAGGGACAAAAGGGUUAGUUGCAGGACAAGUGAUUGACCUGAGCAGCGAAGGACUGAAUCCAGACGACGGUGGAUUGGAGCGUCUAGAGUUUAUCCACCUCCACAAAACGGCGGCGUUGUUGGAGGCAGCUGCGGUUUUAGGGGUUAUAAUGGGAGGUGGAACAGAGGAGGAGAUCGAGAAGCUUAGAAAGUAUGCGAGAUGUAUUGGGAUGUUGUUCCAGGUGGUUGAUGAUAUUCUUGACGUAAUGAAAUCCACUAAUACAUUGGGAAAGACUGCCGGACAAGACUUGGUUGCCGGAAAGCUGACGUAUCCAAGACUAAUUGGUUUAGAGAGAUCAAGGGAAGUUGCAGAGAAAUUGAGCAGAGAAGCAGAGGAACUGCUUCAAGGCUUUGAUCCGAAUAAGGCGGCGCCUCUGUUGGCUCUGGCUAGCUACAUUGCUAGCAGACACAACUGAUCUUUGGUCUUGUUUAGGAACAGCUCAAUGCAUCUAAUGUUCCUAACAAGUCUGUUUAGUUCGCUCUCUGGUCUUCUUUCCUAUGAACCAUUUAUCUUGCGAUCAC